AGAAUCCUAACGGCAAAAUUUACAAGGCUGCCGCCCGUCUCCUCUGUACCUACCCUAGCUUCUAGGUAGGAUACUUCCGACGGCCCUUGUUACUUCACCCUCCGUCACAUCCCAUCCCAUCGCAUUGCAUUGCCUCGCUCCGCCAUCACCUUGUCUUGUCUUCCAUGUCUACCUAGACCUCGGCCACUUGACCCGGCAGCAUUCGCCGUCUCUCGACAAAGUCAUCGCCGACAACCCUAUUGUUCGUCGUCAUACUUGAACGACUCAUUUCUCUGCGUCCAUCUUGGACACCAUCGUUUCCUUCGCUCCAUAUCCCCAAUUUUUCGCCGAGGCGCGUCUGUUCCACUCGCGCAAAACCCUCCACGGAACGUAAAGAAUUCACCCCCCAAAAGGCCGAAGGACGCCCCCCUGCAAGUUGACAAGCGCAAGCAUCCGAUAAAGCCGCUAUAGCCCCAGGUAGCUUUCUUACCUAUCUAGGUACCUAGCUACCUAGAUACCUCCAUCGCCCUGCUCACCGUACUUAAGUCUACCUCGUCAGUCAGUCAAUCAGGUCCCUGCCGUCGCUGGGUACUUUCUUUGCCUUCGCAUACCUGGCGGAACCAUCAGAGGGCGGCCACCAUCAUCCGCCCACCCUCCUUCCCUCCCUUGGCUUCCUUGCUUUGCCGUUCCCAGUCGCCCACUUCUCUCCGUCCAUCCAUCAUCCAUCUGUCCAACACCUUGCCACACGGCAGCUUUGCAACCGCCAGCCAACCAUCCGCCAUCUUCCCUCCUUCACCAUCGCGCGCGCGCAAAUUCACCUGCGACAGCCUCCAUUUCUUCUCCUGCACUCUUCGCGCCAUCUCGCCCGUCGCGAACCAGACGAUCUCAUCCCACCAGUCUUGUCUCCAGUCUGUAAUACCAUCACAGUCUGCUCUGCCCUUUGUCGCGCCAAAGAAAAGAGACUAAAUCGCCACACGCUCCUCAUACUCAUCGCACCUUACAAAGCAACUACACACAGGCCCUUUCGCCAAAAAGAGCCUCCCCGUCGCGCCGCAGACCCCAGAACACAGACCCUACCGACACUCUAUUGAGUUCUACGGCUUGGUUGUACCGAUGCUGCAACUCGAACUCUUGCAUUUCAUCUAGAAUUCAAAGUUUCUUUAACCAUACGCCCCCAUACCCAGAGUCACGAAAAAAGGUUCCAUUCGAUUUCUUCUCAGCUCCGCUCCUCCUACCCGCUAUUACUCGACACCUUUCCUGCCAGGGGCAUUUCAGAGCUCUGCACCAACCAUAUGCACGCAUAAGCCUGCCCGCCCGGCGUACCCUCCCUUCCCCAAAAGACCCAGCUGUCUUCAAAACGACUCGGCCGGAAGGCAAUCCAACUAUAUCAAGACACGUCUUCGUAGUCCUGAUCUUGACGAAUUUGCUGGGAGACGUUUGCGCGCUCAAUGUACUCCACACAGCCGAACGGAGCUGAUAGUGCGACAAUCAACCCAGCUGCUCUCAACUCUCCUGACUUGCUCAACGCAAACACCCGCGGCAUCAAAAGAAGCCGCUCGCCAGACAAACUACAGGGAACCGUUUCUGCAGUUGAUGCUGGUGACUCUAACCCGAGAAAACGUGGGAAAUCAAUGAAGUCGAGGACAUCCGGAAGCAUAUCCGAAUUGACCGGUCAGGCCCAGGCACCAUCCAACAUGCCUCAAAACAUCCCGCCUCCGCAGACCCCCCAGAAUCAGAGCGCACCGCUCCCGGGGGGUCAGGCUGUCGCCUACGCGCCCGCGCAGGCUUCACCUCCGCCGAAAACCACUCCUACAAAGACCACCUUGAAGGCCUUGCCUACUGUCAGAGACCAUACCACCGAUCAACUGAACCCCGCCGGCGACGAAUAUCUUCCGAGAGAAAUUGAUGAGUUUGGAGAAAAGAAGGUUAUGCCCAACGGCCAGCUCCUCGGCGGCCGCGAAUACCGAUGCCGAACGUUCUUGGUCCCCAAUCGAGGCGAUAAACUGUUCAUGCUGGCGACCGAGUGCGCGAGGGUACUGGGAUACCGAGAUUCGUAUUUACUCUUCAACAAGAACAGAUCGCUUUACAAGAUCAUCGCCAGCCAGCCCGAGAAGGACGACCUUGUCAGCCAGGAGAUCCUCCCCUUUUCUUAUCGGUCGAGACAGAUUGCCAUUGUCACGGCACGAUCCAUGUUCCGCCAGUUUGGAAGCCGCGUCAUUGUCAACGGCAGGAGAGUUCGUGACGACUACUGGGAAACCAAGGCCCGCAAGCAAGGAUUUACAGAAGCCGACCCCGCUGGUGAGAAGCGACCCGGAGCGGCCAAGGCUAGGGAGGCCGCAGCCGAGGCACAGAACCAGGUCCUGCUGGGAGGCCCUCACGGUGAAAUAGUGUACAGCAACACGCCUAGUCAAUUCCCCGGCGCCCCUCAACCCCAAAUCGUCCAACCAGGUAUGCUUGGAGCGCCAACCGGAACCACGACCAGAAUGCCCGUGAUAACACUAGGAUCAGAGCUCAGUGACAACCGCCCUCGCGACUACAGUGGAAUCCUCAAGGGUGGCCCUCGCCAGGAGAUCACCGGCCCGGCCUACCAGGACCAGACGCGACCUGCCCAGGUUGGAGAAGUUCACACUCAGGCGCAUCACGCAGCCGAGUACAACCGGACACUGAACCAACAGCGAGAGAUGCGCGGCGACUACCUCCAGGGCAUAUGGAGACGGCCACAUGAGCAGCCACAGUCUACCAACCUUACCCAGAACGUUGCCACAAGCGAUGCAGCCGUUCCCCCUACGCGUGCGACGCAGUCGCCACACGCAUCGACCAGCAACAUGCCACAGUCCGGCGUCGUGCCCAACCAAAGUCCCCAGCAGAUGAUGAUGUCCGCCCCGCCGUACUCUCAAUCGAUACACGCGCAGAACCCAAUCAGUCAGGCUCCGAUGAGAGGCAUGGCCCAACCAUCUUCCCAAAAGAACAACAAGUCAACGACUUUGCCCGCAGCAGGGAGUGCGGGCAGCAUGCCUCAAGGAGGACAGGGCUAUCAUUACCCCGGAACCGGCCAAAUGUGGCCUCAGACGCAACAGAACCCCCAACAACACAACUAUUCAGGAUACACGACGCAAGGCCAGCAGUCGCACCAGCAGCCGCCAGCUCCUCAACUCCGCCAUGCGAACAGCGGCGUGCAGCCGGCGAUGCAGUUUUCGGGAAUGCCCGGUAUGGGGCAGAGCUACGGGGCUGGCCAAGGGAUUUACCCCGCGGAUCAAACUCCUCGUCAGUACAUGCCUCAGCCGAACCAAGGAUCUCCGGCCGUAACACAGGCCUGGUCCAAUCAACAGACACCUGCGCAAUGGUGGACGAACCAACCUCAAUGAAGGCUGCUGCAAGAGGUCAAAACACAACGAGACUGGUUUUUUUUCCUUUCCCGCGCUGCUCUAGCUCUUCAACAGCGUUAUGUCAACAUACACUCUUCUUUUUCGUCAUAUAAGCGGCGGUGACUCCCUGGCUUUCGCCGGUUCGGCAGACUCGCUGCUGCCCUUCUGAAGGAUACCCAAGCAUACAAUUAGGCGGAGGCUAUGUGCUUUUGGGCCACCGGCCUAUCAGUCUUCAUACAGCAUUUUGGCCGAGAAGUAUGGAUAGAGGAGUCGAUGGGGGAUCCGGGAACAUAUUGCCUCAGGUCGAGAGGGGAUGUUGGCUUCUUCACUGUAUUGCGUUUUGAUUUUCUACCUUUCCUUUUUCUUUGAUGUCAGCUGUUGUCUUCUAAGAUUUGGCAUCUCGGGAGGAUGUAUGCAUGUUCCGUUUUGGCUGUCGCUCUCCUUUCACACGCUGCUGAAUUUCCUCGCCCUCGUCACCGCCUUCGAACGCUACUUGUUUUUUGACUUGUUGUCUUUGCUUCUUGCUGUUGGCACCAGGGCAACUUUUGAUACCGACGCCGUCAUCUCUUCGCCGAUUCCCUUUGCGCACGUUGUGUUACAUAGUUUCUCUCACCCUCUCGAAUACGAUACCACACGAACGCUUUGUUGACGCGUACUUCCGCCACACAUGCGAACUCGCGACGCUCAGUUACCUGGAACACCGUAGACUACCGAGCGAUGUUGACGACCCUCGGCCAGCAAUGCCGCUGUCGACAACUAUGAAAAUGCGGGUUCGAAAUCCUGUGCGGAGACCUACAUAUCCAGGCAUUGCUUGCUUGACAAGGAGCCGAAGCUUUCAUGCUCAAGACUGUGCCGAACGCUCACAACAAUGGCAUAUAUGCCGUGGUACCGAUCUGGCCCGUGUUGUGCGGCCGGGCGCUUCCCCAACUCGAGGGUAGCGGCAUAAAUGAAAGAACUAUGAGGGCGGCAAGUUACAAUAUGGUUUUAAGGUUCAUCAACAAUCUAGGGUGCACCCUCUUCGAAACCGGCAAGUCCGCAUUGACAUGGACGAGGAAUUUGUUGUCCCUGGAGAUAGGUGAUCAAAUGAUUUUUGGACUUGUUUUAUCUUUGUGUCGGCCGACAUGGCAGCAUCAAAGGAGUUUUUAUUUAGUUUUUUUUACUUGGGUGGAACAUGAUGUUGGCAGUCACGUUUGGUACCAGGAAGGGAUUCGGGUAGCGAGCGUCACGACCCAUCCGUCAUCGGGAGUGGGAUUGUUUCGUUGUUUCCAUGCCAUGGUAACGAUGGGCUUCUUGACGUCGGACCGGGGCCAGUUCAAUCGAGUACUUGCGAGGUAUUGUCCUGUUGGUUGGAAUUUGUCUUGUUGUGUUUCCUGGCCCAUUGUUUCUGUACACUUGCUUUACGACGACGGACGUCUGUGCUUGCAGAAGCGAGGGCCAUUUCGAUACAUGGCCCCCGAUUGAGGGUUGG
This is a messenger RNA of Colletotrichum destructivum, 4812 nucleotides long. RefSeq names its product Putative chromatin-remodelling complex, RSC SWI/SNF subunit Rsc7/Swp82. Bases 1428 to 3344 code for a protein of 638 amino acids. Gene Ontology annotation, molecular function: chromatin DNA binding. Gene Ontology annotation, cellular component: RSC-type complex; nucleus. The transcript is spliced from 3 exons. Lineage: Eukaryota; Fungi; Ascomycota; Sordariomycetes; Glomerellales; Glomerellaceae. The record is from RefSeq and is a predicted model, not a curated record.